UGUCAUGCGCCUUUAUUUCCAGCAGCUUUACGCGCGGCUUCAACGUGCGUAAUUCCUCAGCCAAUUACGCACACAAUUAGACUUGCAAGAUAGCAAAAAAAACAUUUUUUUCUCGUUUACUUUUACAAAACAUAGUCAUAAUUUACAUUUACUGCAUAUUUUGUCGCUUCAUUGUUUCUGGAAAGCUUUGGAAGAACCGGUGGAAACACGCGCCGCUUUCUUUUCCCUCCUCUGUGGAACACAAGCUGCUGAUUUCUCCUUUCUCCUCCAACAUAACUGGCAUUUUCAUUCAGAAAUUGAGCCAUAAAACGGCUGAGUAAAAACCUGCUCGACUGAAGCCAACAUUUAAUCUCCUCGAUUUCAUAUUUUCGGACCAGCUGAUGAGAUAACCUGCCUUCAUGGAUUUACACAUUACACCAGAACCACUUUGUCUUGGAAGCACCUCGUCAGAUUUGUGCCAUUAUGUGGGACUGCAGCAUAUGGAAAAGGAUUGUAUUAAAUGAUUACUUCAUGCUCUCUUUAUAGAAAGAGGGGCUUUGUUAGGAGCUCUUGCCAUUUAGGCCUCUACAUUAAGUGAUUGCUGCACCAUAUUUGCCUUUCUUUAACAAGGACAGGUUCCGCCAUGAAAUCUGCACUAUAAAGUAGAGGGGUUCAUGCUUUCUGCUGUGAUGCUGGCUAAAAUGAGCUCAAUUUGAAACCUAUACGCUGAAAUGUAAUCCAACUUUUGGUAUGAACAAAUGUAGAGGUCAUUUAGGUCCCUUAUUUUCAAUAAAGCACUGCCAAAAUGUGAAUAAUGUCACAACUUCAUGAAAUUGGGCCAUUUUUCUUGUUUAACAAGAAUCUUUUCCACGUUUUAUUACAAGUCUGUCCUUGUAAGGUGUGUUCGUGAUCAUCUUUUUUACAGGGCGCUGUCCUCUGUGGUUGCCCUGGGUGCCAACAUCAUCUGCAAUAAGAUACCAGGACUGGCCCCCCGUCAGAGGGCCCUUUGCCAGAGUCGACCAGACGCCAUCAUCGUCAUCGGGGAGGGUGCCCAGCUGGGCAUCAACGAGUGCCAGUAUCAGUUCCGAAAUGGGCGCUGGAACUGCUCUGCCCUGGGCGAGAGGACGGUGUUUGGACAAGAGCUGAGAGUAGGCAGCAGGGAAGCGGCAUUCACCUAUGCCAUCACAGCUGCUGGAGUUGCACAUGCGGUGACAGCCGCCUGUAGCCAAGGCAACCUAAGCCAAUGUGGCUGCGACCGUGAGAAGCAGGGCUACCAUGAUCGGGAGGAGGGCUGGAAGUGGGGGGGCUGCUCAGCGGACGUCAAGUACGGCGUGGAGUUUUCAAGACGAUUUGUAGACGCUCGCGAGAUCAAGAAAAACGCCCGCCGGCUAAUGAACCUCCACAAUAACGAAGCAGGACGAAAGAUCCUGGAGGAAAAAACCAAGCUGGAGUGCAAGUGUCACGGCGUCUCUGGUUCCUGCACCACCAAGACCUGCUGGAUCACCCUGCCCAACUUCAGAGAGAUUGGCUACCUUUUGAAGGAGCGCUACACGGAGGCCGUUCAAGUGGAGCCCGUCCGUGCUUCACGGCUACGCCAGCCGUCCUUCCUGCGCCUUAAACAGGCUCUGGGCUACCAGAAGCCCAUGGACACGGACCUGGUGUACCUGGAGCGCUCUCCGAACUACUGCGAGGAGGACACGGUCACGGGGAGCCCAGGGACGAGAGGGAGGCUGUGCAACGGCACCUCCACGCACACAGAUGGCUGCAACGUGAUGUGCUGCGGCCGGGGCUACAACACACACCACUACACGCGUGUCUGGCAGUGCAACUGCAAGUUCCACUGGUGCUGCUUUGUCAAUUGCAACACCUGCAGUGAGAAAUCAGAGGUUUUCACAUGCAAGUAGAUGCACGGAACAGGGGGACUCGUAAAGCCAAGGACUUAAGGAUAUUUAUAAAUUUUGCACAUUUUGGCAUCCUAUAGAAAAAGGAAACUCACACCAAGUGUGAGUUUUGGGAUUCUCCAGGAGAGACAGAGACAACCAUCUAUGACAGCUUUUAUACUGUUGAACAUUUUUAUAUAAAAGCCACAAAACUUCUAGAGAUAUUGUUGGGAUUUUGUGAAAUAGACCCGCACAAAGAAAUUAAGUUGUAUAUUUUUUUCAUAAUCAUGUCUCCGCCAGCUUUUGCACAGCAAUCAAUAUACAUUUUUUUGUAAAUUCGAUAAAUCAGAGUGGAUUUAGGUGUGAACUUUGACUAGGCCACAAUCACUGCAGCUUUGGUUUUGAUGUUUUGAGGCAUUGCCCUAAAGUAAGAUAAACCAAUUCAUGAUGCAGUAAUCAUUAUAUAUCUCUGCAGAGAUGAUUGCCUUCAGGGUGAAAGGUUAAAAUGUUUAUUCAGGUCUUAUCCAAUGGAAGCAUGCUCUUUAUCCCCCAUAGAGUUUGCAAAAAACAAUUGAACAUCGUUGGUUCUCUUUCAAACGUGGCUUUUUCUUGGAAAUCUCCCAUAUUGGCCAAAUUUGUGGUGCAAACAGCUUCCAGUUGUUCUGUUGGCAAAAAACAAAACCAACACAAAAGCAAAAACUGGAAUAUAUGAUGCUGGCCCCACUGUGCUCAUUCUCUUCUUUUGGUCAUGAUGAUAUUAGAGUAAACUGGCCAAAGGACCUUCUUCUUGUUUGUUGAGUGUGAUGAGUUCUCUGGACUUCAUGGUUCCGUUUUUCUUAUCACUGUUCACUAACGAAAAGCUAAAUGUAUAACAAGAAGUACACACAAGUAUACUUUAUUUCCUAGGUGGGCGAUUACCUUCAGAAAGGAAUUGGGAUUGCUAUAUUUUAUUUUGCAGUGUCGGAGUAAAUGGGGAUAA
Molecule: messenger RNA, 2838 nt
Organism: Cyprinodon variegatus (sheepshead minnow)
Lineage: Eukaryota; Metazoa; Chordata; Actinopteri; Cyprinodontiformes; Cyprinodontidae
Product: protein Wnt-7b-like
Exons: 3
Coding region: 807-1883 (358 amino acids)
Biological process (GO): cell fate commitment; neuron differentiation; positive regulation of JNK cascade
Cellular component (GO): extracellular region
Molecular function (GO): cytokine activity; frizzled binding
Source: RefSeq, a predicted model, not a curated record